AUGAAUAGGUUUAACAGAGCAGAAGUUUGUGAGGCUGAUAUCCGUAGGGCUGAUGAGGACAGAUCACCUCUCCAUGCGGCAUCUGCCGAUGGUCACUAUGAUGUUGUACGGGCUAUCAUUUUCCAAGGAGCAGAUCUAAAUAGUGUUGAUAUCUGUGGCAGGACACCUCUCCACGUGGCAUCAUCCAAUGGUCACCUACGUGUUGUACAGUUUCUCACUAUCCAUGGAGCAGAUCGAGAUAGGGCUGAUUCUGAUGGCAGGACACCUCUCCACAUGGCAUCAUCCAAUGGAGCAGAUCUAAAUAGGGCUGAUAAUGAUGGCAGGACACCUGUCCACGCGGCAUCAUCCAAUGACCACCGCAAUGUUGUACAGGCUCUCAUUGGCCAAAGAGCAGAUCUAAAUAGGGCUGAUAAUGAUGGCAGGACACCUCUCCAUGCGGCAUCAUCCAAUGGCCACCGCAAUUGUUUACAGGCUCUCAUUGGCCAAAGAGCAGAUCUAAAUAGGGCUGAUAACGAUGGCAGGCCACCUCCCCACGCGGCAUCAUCCAAUGGUCACUGCGAUGUUGUACAGGCUCUCAUUGGCCAAAGAGCAGAUCUAAAUUGGGCUGAUAAUGAUGGCUGGGCACCUAUCCACGUGGCAUCAUUCAAUGGUCACCUCGAUGUUGUACAUGUUCUUAUUGGCCACAGAGCGGAUCUGAAUAGGAAUAACAAUGAUGGCAGAAAAUCCUUCCAAGCGGCAUCAUCCAAUGGUCACCACGAUGUUUUACAGAUUCUAAUUGGCCAAGAAUCAGAUCCAAAUAGGGCGAAUAAUGAUGGGAUGCCACCUCUUUGUACGCAAUUAAUUGAUAAUGGCCGUUACCCGAUUGCUGUCAUUACUAACGUUGACCGUGCCAGUGAUGAAGAUUUAGACAACAUGCAUCUUGUCCUGGGGUCCACAGGAAUAACUGAUAUCUACAAGGUCGCCAAUAUCACUCCAGAUAAGGAACACCUUGAGGAUGAGUACCAGCUUAGUCUCCUUAGAAUGAUCGAAAACUGCAUGGAGGAUGGAGAUCGCAUUUAUGAGCUUCGUACUCAAAUCGAAGAAGACUAUUCUGGGAGUUUGGAUAUCCAGCAUGGUCUGGAUGAGGUGAACCAGGAGCUCCAGCAUGUAGAGAAGCAGAUUGAGAGGCUCCUGACGAAGCAGCAACGGCUCCUGCAGAGCAAGGAGCAGCUGGAGGUCCAGACCAGUCGGCUCCACGAGCUAAGCCUACAGACGGGCUCCACCGACUGGGAAAAAUCAGCCCGGCCAUCUUUUCCUGCCAUGCGACCACACCUUGUGCUCGAUCCACAUAAACUUGUAAUCUGCAUCCACCAGAACCAGGAGUGUUAUCGAAAAGAAGACCUUGUAAGUGUAGUACAGGCUAUCUUUGUGGGGUGGCUUCUUGAUAGCAAUGUGUUCGACAUCCAGGGCCCUAAUGGCAUGGACUAA
Strongylocentrotus purpuratus (purple sea urchin) is the source of this 1467-nucleotide messenger RNA. RefSeq names its product ankyrin repeat domain-containing protein 50-like. Gene Ontology annotation, molecular function: protein binding. Lineage: Eukaryota; Metazoa; Echinodermata; Echinoidea; Camarodonta; Strongylocentrotidae. The transcript is spliced from 6 exons. Bases 1 to 1467 code for a protein of 488 amino acids. The record is from RefSeq and is a predicted model, not a curated record.